Molecule: messenger RNA, 3508 nt
Organism: Pomacea canaliculata
Lineage: Eukaryota; Metazoa; Mollusca; Gastropoda; Architaenioglossa; Ampullariidae
Product: probable ATP-dependent RNA helicase DDX43
Exons: 26
Coding region: 617-3211 (864 amino acids)
Molecular function (GO): RNA binding; zinc ion binding; ATP binding
Source: RefSeq, a predicted model, not a curated record
AUCUCUUUGCAAGCUGUAAUUAUUUGAACAUAAAAGUUUCAUUUGUUUCUCAACUGUUAAAUUUAAUUUUGUAGUAUUUUUUUCUGUAAGGUUUAGUGCAUUCUCUUCGCAUACCUCGCUUCAACGUGGAGUCUCGCUCAACGUGGGUGUGACUUGUCAAUGCAGUUAUUGCCUGUGCAUUCGCGUUCCCGUCUCAAUCGCUUUCACACAACGGGUGUUUCACACAUUAGAGGCACGAAAAUCACGUUGCUGCACACGUCGUGCCUACGCGUCGCGGAUCUGAAACUGUCUUUUAAAGUCUGAAAUAGGCGAUAAAGAAAACUCGUACCAACGCGGAUUCACAAAACUGAAGGUGCAUGCUAUGGACAAAAAGGGGCGCGUUGAGACGACGCCACGUGUUGUCUAUUAUUUAACUGACUGUAUUAACAUAAUCUUACAGCACAAAUAACGUAGAGAAAAUAUGCAAACUUCUUAUGAAAUUUUCUCUAUCGAGGGAACAUUGUCAAUGUACAAGGUAAAAUAGUUUGCUGCAGGUCGUAUCGUUACUCCGAAUACAGAUUUCACCACAUGCGGACUGGACAUUUUCCGCCAAACGCGUUUUAAACAGAAAGCCACAAUGUCGCGUUGGGAAGGCUCAAGAGAUUUUAGUAGAGGAAAGAGAAACGACAGUCAAAGAGAUGGAACCAGUAAUUUUGGACAUGCUACACCCGCGAGAGGUGCCACCAACACCAGCGUGUUUGUUCCUUCCACUGACUGCGGGAAAAUAAUAGGCAAAAAGGGCAGCAAAAUUCGUGAACUCCAAGACACAACAGGAGCAAGGAUACAGGUAUCAAGAGAUGAUGAAGCAGAUGGAACACGCAAAGUUCUUAUAAGUGGUUCACCAGAAGCAGUGGAAGAGGCAUAUAAUCUUAUCCAGAGGCUUGCUGGGUUUGGUGGCAGUUUGUGCAAAGCACAAGAAACUGAUGGAGUAGAAGAUGGUUUGUGGAAUGAGAGCCAUGUUGGUUCAGUUCAAAAUCACAGUAAUGACGAUGAUGAUAUUUGGAAUGAGGCACCAGUUCAAACAACAACAUUUACAAAUUCCAGCAGAAGACAUCGAUUUGAUCAAGGAGAUGGAGGGGGUACAAAGGAGACUAGCUGUCACCAGUCCAAUGGCAGAAGGCAAGGGGGAGAGUGCCACACAUGUGGAGAGGAGGGACACUUUGCCCGUGACUGCCCACAGUCAUCUGGGAGGCAGCACAGAGGAGAGUGUCACAAAUGUGGAGAGGAGGGACACUUUGCCCGUGACUGCCCACAGUCGUCUGGGAGGCAGCGCAGAGGAGGGUGUCACAAAUGUGGUGAAGAUGGGCACUUCGCUCGGGACUGCACCCAAAGGACAGAAGGACAUAACAACAGUGGGAACUCAAAUUGGAGAAGAGAUGAAAAUGGUGAAGACCAGGAAACUGAUAUUGUUCAAGUACGGUCCAUUGAUGUGGGCAGGAUUAUUGGUCGUGGAGGCUCAAAGAUUCGAGAGUUACAAGAAGAAAGCAAUGCUUCUAUAAAGGUAGCAAAAGAGGAAAAUGAGUCUGGAUAUGUUGACGUAACAAUAUCUGGCACAAAAGACCAGAUUCGGCUGGCAAAACGGCUCCUGUUUGGAUGUGGAAUCACAUUUACUGGUGGAAAUGAUGAAGAUCCAGAGGCCUGGAAGUUUGCCGUUCGAAGUGGGGAGGAAGUGAAGCCAAGGCCUUUGAUAGAUUGGCAAGCACUGAUAAAGCAGCAAAAGGAGUAUGAUAAGAAUUGUUUGGCUGCCUUACCUGCGAUUGUAAAGGAAUUUUACAUUGAGACAGAUCAUAUACGCAACAUGCACCCAGGGGAGGUUAGCCGUUUGAGAUCUCAGAAAAAUAAUAUAAUUGUUGAUGUGGAAGAUACAUCUGUAAAGAUCCCAAAUCCUGUUGUCACAUUUGAGGAUGCCUUUGCCCAUUAUCCUGAAAUACUGAGGGAGAUAGAAAAGCAAAAGUUUACUGAGCCCUCACCUAUACAGGCUCAGGCAUGGCCAGUGCUUUUGUCUGGACUUGAUCUUAUUGGAAUUGCUCAGACUGGCACAGGCAAAACACUGGCAUUUCUAUUGCCUGCAUUGGUCCAUAUUGAUGGCCAGUCAGUUCCAAGAACCAGUCGAACUGGCCCAACUGUUUUGGUGCUAUGUCCCACACGAGAACUUGCUCAACAGAUUGAGAAAGAAGUCAACAAGAUCAACUAUAAAGGAAUUAAGAGUGUGUGUGUCUAUGGAGGGGGCAACAGGCGUGACCAGAUCAAGGUUGUGACCAAGGGAGUCGAGAUCGUGGUUGCUACACCUGGCCGUCUUAAUGAUCUGAUAAUGAAUAACAUUAUUGAUGUGAAGACUGUUACAUACCUGGUUCUGGAUGAAGCAGACAGAAUGCUGGACUUGGGCUUUGAGCCAGAGAUUCGCAAAAUCCUCCUUGAUAUACGCCCUGACCGACAGACAGUGAUGACAAGUGCCACCUGGCCUCCUGAUGUUCAGCGUCUUGCCGACAAGUACAUGAACAAGCCAGUGCAUGUUUUUGUUGGGACACUGGAUUUGGCUGCAGUUCAUAGUGUAACACAAAAAAUAGUCUUCGUGGCUGAAGAAGACAAGAAGGACAAGCUUUUUCAGUUCCUGGAAGACAUGAAAUCAGAUGACAAGGUUAUUAUCUUUGUGGGCAAAAAAAUUGUAGCUGAUGACAUCUCCAGUGACCUUGCCAUGAAAGGCAUUGAGUGCCAAUGUAUCCAUGGUGAUAGAGAGCAGUGUGACAGAGAACAAGCACUGGACGAGUUUAAGAGAAGUGUGGUGAGAAUUCUUGUUGCGACAGAUGUUGCAUCAAGAGGUUUAGACGUCAAGGAUAUCACACAUGUUUUGAAUUUUGAUUUUCCACGCAACAUUGAAGAGUAUGUGCAUCGAGUUGGUCGAACAGGACGUGCAGGACGUUGUGGUAAUUCGGUGACCUUCAUGACAAGAAAUGACUGGCGGAGUGCCCAAUCUCUAAUUGACAUCAUGGCUGAAGCAAACCAGGUAGUGCCAGAAGAACUGCUAGAAAUGGCUGAGCGGUACAAACACCAUCAAGAGAAGCGUGCAGCUGAGGGUUACGGCGGCAAAGACAGAGGAAGGGGUUUUGAUGCUGGAUAUAGCUUUGGUGGUGGCAGAGGAAGACAAAAACGUGAUUUAGAUAGUUUCUGGUAGGAGUGAAACCUGGAAAGAGAAAAGUUGGUAACAGUACAAAUCUGCAUAUUGACCAUUUUGUGUUCAUUCCUUGACUACUACCAGCCGGUAAACCAUUCUUCUGGUUGGCCAGUUGUGUUAAUGUUAUGCGACGAUCAAUACUUGGAUUGUAGCUCUGUUGUAUUUCCAAAAACAUUUGUCCAUUUUCCUUUUCUUGAUUGUGUUUGUGGGUAAGCAGGCAAUUGUAGUACAAUGUUAAAAAAAAAUAAUGCUGCAAGACUUUGCCAUUUGAUCAAAAUAAAAUACAUGGAAUACAGG